Molecule: messenger RNA, 2095 nt
Organism: Cuculus canorus (common cuckoo)
Lineage: Eukaryota; Metazoa; Chordata; Aves; Cuculiformes; Cuculidae
Gene: TMEM171
Product: transmembrane protein 171
Exons: 5
Coding region: 641-1639 (332 amino acids)
Source: RefSeq, a predicted model, not a curated record
GUGACCCCGUGGCUCGGGCGCUAUCACCGCCGUGUUCCUCGCGGGGCAGCGACUGUCACUAAUCCGGGGCAUGAACGUCCUGCGGUAAAAAAAGGCUGUUUAGUGUUUCCCGGGAGAGCCCGCCUGUCCCUGCGCCGGCUCCGCGGAGUGACGGCGGUGCCCGCCCUGGAGCCGGGGGGAGGCCCUGCUGCUUUGCUUUGAUGCUGGAAUUGGAGCCGGUGUCACCUGGCCGGGAGGGACUGGUGAGGGGCUCUGCCUGCGGCCAUGGGGUGGCCCUUUCACAGAAGGUGACCCUGUCCCGGCUCGUCUGGCUGCGCAGGACCGAUGGGACGUGGUUUAGUGGCAGAUAGGAAUGGCUGGACUCCAUGAUCCAAGAGGUGUUUUCCAACCCGGUGAUUCUACGAUGGGGAUCGCUCCCUCGUGUUGCUCAGCCCUGAACAGAAUUGAAAAUUUGUGUACUUCCUCUUGCAGCUGUAUAGGACAGGGAGAUGACUUAAGGAGAGAAACAGAAAAGUCUUUAUUGCUCAAGGAAGAAGAGGCAAAGUCUUUGAAAAGAUCAACUAUAGUUUUCUGCCACUUAAUGCUAACCGGAAAAAAAACAAAGCCACCAAACUCAUCUGCUUGAGGCGAUUUUAUUGUAAUGUAUCCAGUGGCUGUUCCUGCCGCAGGAGGUGAAGGAAGUAAUGGACAACAUGGGAGACUUAUUUUUUUCCUUUUUGUUUUUGGAGCUGUAUUGCUCUGUGCUGGAUUCCUGCUUUCAGUCUUUAUUCUCCAGUCAUGCCCAUCUGGAACCUUCAGUGACUGUAAUGGGGUCCUUAAGGCUGCUGGACCUGUGCUGGCAGUGACUGGACUGGUUUGUGUUUUACUGGCAAGAUCAAGGGCCAGGCUGUAUAUAAGACAAAGACAAUUGCAAAAUGAACAGGUGUACAGCCUUGUUUUUUGUCGUGGGAGCUGUCAGUUUGCCCAGUUUCUCAUAUUCGGAUUCCUGUUUCUAACUAGUGGAAUGCUAAUUAGUAUCCUGGGCAUUUGGGUUCCUGGCUGCAGCCCCAGCUGGCACAACAUACAGCUCAACCACACCAGCAGUCCUGAUGUGGACCUCCAGGGCUGUGGAUUCCUGUCACUUCAAAUCAUGGGACCUUUGAUUGUGCUCACUGGGUUGUGUUUCUUCGUGAUAGCUCAUGUUAAAAAGAAACAAAACUUAAAUCUCAACCAAGAAUCUUGUGAAAGUGAAGAACAUCCUCAGAGCCCGGAAUCUUUUCAGGUUACAGUAGGUGAUGCUGUAAUGGUAUUCCCACCUCCACCACCUCCUUAUUUUGCUGACCCUCUCUCACCAACCAUGACACGAUGUCUAAUGUCAAGUGGUUUGCCUACAGGUGAAAAUCCUCCACCAUACCACUCUAUCUUCAGCAAUGGAGCACAGCUUGCAGAUGAUGAAGAAACAGUUGCUGUUAGAGGCUAUGAAAUCAUAUAUACAAUUUCUGGAAGCAGCUCACCUUCAGAUAUUUCACCAAUACUGUGCGUCUCUGAAUCACCUCCAAAAUAUGAAGAAAAAGCAUCAAUAACAAACACUGAAUAUUCUCCAUCUUCUUAUUCGUCUUCUUCAUCCAUUUCCUUAGCCACAUCUGACACCAGCUCAUAGAGGACUAUCACUUAGACUUCAUUUUUAAAUUAAAUUGUACAUUCAGAUUUAUGAUUUUUCAACUUAUUUACAUUUUGUAAUAAAACCAGUGAUGUUAACUGUGUCUAAUUUUUCCUCAAAAAGCAUAAAUGAUGAAUUUGGUUUUCAAGAAAUAUUGGGUGAUGCUGGGCUUUUGAGAUAGCAAUCUGAAGAGAUUCCAUUCACUGCAAGAAUUUUAAAUGCUCAUUUUGUUUUGUUACAGUUCAGUUUCUGGUUUUAGUUGUACUUUAUAUAAUGGAGUCGCUAAGUAGAGACCAACUUUUUUUUACUUAUUUUAAUUAAAUCUGUGUGGAGUGUCAAAAAAAAAAUUAGGAGGUGGUUUUAUUUCUGUUUUUCUAUUUCAUGUAAAAUACUUGUCUGCAAAAUUGCUGACUUUAUGUGUACUGAGAGCAUAAUGGCUGGGAAUCUUUAAUAUUG